Strongylocentrotus purpuratus (purple sea urchin) is the source of this 1390-nucleotide messenger RNA. RefSeq names its product factor VIII intron 22 protein-like. Gene Ontology annotation, molecular function: protein binding. Gene Ontology annotation, biological process: vesicle cytoskeletal trafficking. Bases 70 to 1026 code for a protein of 318 amino acids. The record is from RefSeq and is a predicted model, not a curated record. Gene Ontology annotation, cellular component: early endosome. Lineage: Eukaryota; Metazoa; Echinodermata; Echinoidea; Camarodonta; Strongylocentrotidae. The transcript is spliced from 12 exons.
CGCUUGAAUUUUCCGAUUGAUUAAAUUGCGAGCAGAGAACACGAGAGGGCGUCACUCCAAAACAUCAAAAUGGACAGAGACAGCGACUAUCUAGGGAAAUAUCGUGCUAUUUCUGGCAAAUUGAAGAAGCGUUUCUUACGCAAGCCAAAUGUUGCUGAAGCAGCUGAUGAGUUUGGAAAUCUUGCCAAGGUUUUACAUAACCAAGAAUGUCCAUCAUAUGCAGCUCUAUUCAGUCUAGCGAAGGCCAGAUGUGAACACACCCUAGCAAACCAUCCAGCUGAAGUCCAUGCUCUGGUGGAAGCGGCCCAUGAGUUCCUUGAUGCUGAGUGGAGCGACAGGUCCAUGCACUGCCCAAACUUUGAAGAGAAUCUCUGUGCAGCCAUCAAUUGCUACAACCAUGCUGUCAGGGUGAGUAUUGAGCAUAAGCAGCCAGCCCUGUCAGCAACACUCUGCCUCCAACUAGGGAACAGUCUCAGGAGAUUAAAGAAACCUGCAGAUGCAAUGGGGCAUUAUCAGAAGGCAGCAGAACUUCAAUACCAGUGUCCAUUGGAUUGUCUGCAUUCAUUAGGAAAAGUUGCAUCAUGCAAAAUUGAAAUAGGUGAUUUUGAUGGUGCAUUGGCGGUGUUGACAGAGAUGGAAUACCUGGUACGAGAUAGGGGUAUCAUAGGGUCUAAUAAUCUACCCAUCGGCUCAUUCUCAGACAUCCUAGCUAGCUGUGAGAUCAGUAGAGUACUUCUUCUUAUGCUAUUACAGCCCACACCUCAGCGUAUACGACCAGAGCAUGCACAGACGUUAGAGAAGUAUACCUGGGAAAGUGACGAAACUAACCCAGCUACUGAAUGCAUCACUGAAGAAGUCUUUCUCCUGCUCCAAUCAGUUGUGAUGGCUUGCCAGUCUAAAGACGCUGAAUCAUUGAAGAAACUACAGGCCGAUCUAUGGUGUCACUUAUCAGCAGAACAGAAUCACAUACUCCACCUAGUCUUGGAGCAGAUAGCACUACCCCCUCAAGAAGCAAGUGCAAUAUGAACAAGAAGUCAUGUAUAGUACAGGAAACAAAACUUGGUCAUAUUCCAGAUUGAACAGUGCAAUAUCCAUGGACUGAUAUUGGAUUUGAAAGAUCAUCCAUAAAUGUAUCUAGUAUGUGUUUUAUACAUGUAUUCUUUUGAUUAUAUAUUUGUCACCUAAGGUUCGUUAUUGUAAAGGUUCAAAUUCUGAAGGUUUUUCACUCCAAUGGUACAUUAUUGCAAAGGUUCAUUAUUCCAUAAGUUUGGAUUCCGAAAUGAAGUACCUGCAGGGUUCAUCAUUCCGAAAAUGAAAUAGGGUUUGUUUUUGUAAUGCUGAAAAUGAAAUAGGGCUCAUGAUUCUGAAGGUUCAUCAUUUUGAAAUGGUA